Molecule: messenger RNA, 3276 nt
Organism: Lathyrus sativus (Indian pea)
Lineage: Eukaryota; Viridiplantae; Streptophyta; Magnoliopsida; Fabales; Fabaceae
Source: the annotation of a GenBank genome assembly
AUGGCCAAACUAUGCUCUCUUCUCUUUCUUCUCUCACUCUCGCUAAAUUAUUACUCCUUCACUUGUUUAGCUAUGAGUAGAAAGAACAUCACCAGAGAUGAAUCUUCACUUCUUGCGUUCAAAUCCUCCAUUGACCCUUAUCUUAUGUUCAAUACUUGGUCAACCUCAUCUUCCUUAUGCACUUGGGUUGGUGUUACAUGUGAUGAUGAACACCAUGGUAGAGUCCAUGGUUUGGAUCUUAAUAACAUGGGACUUAAAGGUGUUAUUUCCCCACAACUUGGGAAUCUCUCGUUUCUUGUUUACCUUAAUCUUCAAGGCAAUGGUUUCACUGGUGAAUUGCCUCAAUCUUUAUUUCGGUUACAGCGAUUGAAGUUUCUUGAUUUGAGCUGCAAUGAGUUUGUUGGAGGAAUUCCUCCGAUAGGAUUUGGAGAGUUAUCAAAACUUCAAUAUAUGAAUCUUGGUAGUAACAAACUGUCUGGAACCAUACCUCACACCAUUUCCAAGCUGUCUUCACUUGAAGAAAUUUAUUUAGAUAAUAACUCACUCUCGGGAGAAAUUCCAAAAGAGAUGGGUUAUCUUACACAGCUAAAAACAGUGGACCUUGAAUAUAAUCAGCUUUAUGGUAACAUACCAUCAAUGAUGUUCAACAACUCACUGUUGCAACAUUUUAUUCUUGGUAAUAAUAAUCUUUCCGGCAAUCUUCCAUCAAAUAUUUGCAAAGGGCUCCCAAAUCUUAGAACACUUUAUCUUCAUUAUAACAAAUUUUUUGGUGACAUACCAACUGUUUGGCAUCAAUGUGAAAAUUUGGAAGGUUUAUCAUUAUCCUUCAACGGUUUCAACAAAGGACCUAUUCCAGAAGACAUUGGAAACUUGAGCAAACUUCAUUAUUUAUAUCUUAGUAACAACAACUUGGAGGGUUCAAUACCCAAGGAGUUGGGCUAUCUUGAUCAACUUGAUACACUACAAUUGGCAAACAAUAGUUUGAGUGGACAAAUUGCUUUAAAACUCUUGAACAUUUCAUCAUUGAGAUUCUUGUAUCUUGCAAACAAUUUUCUCUCGGGCAUUCUUCCAUUAGACAUGGGACGUGGCUUGCCUAAUUUGGAAAAAAUACAAUUAUCUGGAAACAUGUUUGGAGGAAGCAUUCCAAUUGGCAUAGCCAACGCUUCUAAGCUCACUGAAAUAGACUUUAGGACAAAUGAAUUCAGUGGAAUAAUACCAAAUGUGUUUGGUGGUUUAAAACUCGUUGAAUGUCUCCACUUAUAUGGCAAUCAUAAUUUGAAACUAGAUGAUUCAUUUGGAUUCAACUUCCUCACUUCACUCACAGAUUGUAGACAUCUGAAAUAUUUGUCAAUUUCAUAUACUAGAUUAUCCAAACUUCCCAAGUCAAUUGGAAACUUAACUGUACAAUAUUUUUGGGCAGAUUCUUCCGGAAUUAAUGGUAAUUUUCCAUUGGAGAUCGGAAACAUGAGCAACCUUAUUCGAUUAUCUCUGAUGAUGAAUGAUUUAAAUGGACCAAUUCUACGCACAAUUAGAGGGUUACAUAACCUUCAGUCUUUGAAUCUCGGCUACAGCGGACUACAAGGAUCCAUUGGUGACGAGCUUUGUGAAAUGAGAGGUUUGAGUGAGUUAUAUCUAUCAAACAAUCAGCUUUCUGGAGAGUUGCCAGCAUGUUUGGGAAAUAUAACUUCUCUUAGAAACAUUGACAUAUCAUCUAAUAGUUUGAUCUCUAAGAUACCUUCCUCUUUUUGGAGUCUCAGAGAUCUCUUAGUGGUAAACUUAUCCUCCAAUGCUUUCAGUGGAAAUCUUCCACCGGAGAUUAGUAAAUGGAGAGCAAUUACACUAUUAGAUUUGUCUGGUAAUCAAAUUUCAAGCAACAUUCCUGAAACCAUAGGUUUAAUAAACACUUUGCAGACUCUCUCCUUAGCAAAUAACAAAUUGUACGGGACAAUUCCCACAUCACUUGGCACAAUGCUUAGUUUGGGAUUCUUGGACUUGUCCCAAAAUCUUCUUACUGGUGUGAUUCCAAAAUCUCUAGAGUCACUUUCCCUUCUUAAAAGUAUCAACUUUUCAUACAAUAUGUUACAGGGAGAGAUUCCUGAUGGCGGACAGUUCAAAAAUUUCACAGCUCAAUCUUUCAUGCAUAAUGAAGCGCUUUGUGGUAAUCCUCUCUUACAAGUACCUUCUUGUGAUAAACAUGUUAGGAAAAGGUCGACUGCAAAGAUGUUAUUAAUCAAAUGUAUGUUGCCAAUAAUUGUGUCAGCGAUUUUAGUUGUUGGAUUCAUUAUACUUGUACUGCAUAAAAGGAAAAAGGUUGAAAAUCGGGUUGAAAAAGAUUUAUCAACUAUAGGAGCUCAAAGAAGGUUUUCCUAUUAUGAACUAGUGCAAGCAACUAAUGGAUUCAGUGAGAGUAACUUACUUGGAAAGGGAAGCUUUGGAUCUGUGUAUCAAGGGAUGCUUUCUAGUGGAGAGCUAGUUGCAGUUAAAGUAAUUGAUUUAAACUAUGAAGCAACAUCAAGGAGCUUUGAUGUAGAAUGCAAUGCAAUGCGCAAUCUACGACAUCGAAAUCUAGUUGAAAUUAUUAGUAGCUGUUCAAAUGCGAAUUUCAAAUCCUUGGUGAUGAAGUUUAUGCCAAAUGGAAGUGUGGAAAAAUGGUUAUAUUCAUAUAACUGUUUAGAUUUCUUGCAAAGGUUGAACAUAAUGAUAGAUGUAGCAUCUGCAUUGGAAUAUCUUCAUCAUGGUUCUUCAAUACCAGUGGUUCAUUGUGAUCUGAAACCUAGUAAUGUUUUACUAGACAGACACAUGGUUGCACAUGUUAGUGAUUUCGGCAUUGCCAAACUCUUGGAUGAUGGUCAAUCCGAAAUUCAUACAGAGACUUUAGCUACUCUUGGCUAUGUUGCGCCAGAGUAUGGUUCUAAGGGUUUGGUUUCUGUUAAAGGAGAUGUAUACAGCUUUGGAAUUAUGCUUAUGGAGAUGUUCACAAGAAAGAGACCAACAGAGGAAAUGUUUGCAGCAGAAUUAACAUUGAAAACAUGGAUCAGUGGAUCAAUGCCACAUUCAGUGAUGGAAGUUGUGGAUUCCAAUUUAGUCCAGCAACAUGAAAAAACAAUUCAUGACAUUGUCUUUCAUAUAUCGUCUAUUUUCGCUUUAAGCUUGAGUUGUUGCACGGAUUCACCCGAGGAGCGAAAUAAUAUGACAGAUAUCACUGCAUCAUUGAUCAAAAUCAAGACCUUAUUUCUCCAAGAAAAAGGAAAUGAAGAUGUGAAAAUAUGCUUGUGA